This is a messenger RNA of Trypanosoma cruzi, 963 nucleotides long. Its product is annotated as mucin-associated surface protein (MASP), putative. The record is from RefSeq and is a predicted model, not a curated record. Bases 1 to 963 code for a protein of 320 amino acids. NCBI's taxonomy places the organism in Eukaryota, Euglenozoa, Kinetoplastea, Trypanosomatida, Trypanosomatidae. The transcript has a single exon.
AUGGCGAUGAUGAUGACUGGCCGUGUGCUGCUGGUGUGUGCCCUCUGCGUGCUGUGGUGCGGUGCCUGCGGUGGCUACGCGUGGUUCUACAAGGAAUGUGGAAGCGGGGAGGAAUCUUGCAUUAAUUCUAAUCAGUACAAGGGUUUAUAUAACAGUUCAUUUCGAUCUUCAUUUUUGGGUGAAACGAAUUCAGCAUCGGGUAAGAUUGAUUCUUCCACUGGUUCGACUGGAAAUGGCGGUGACAGGGCAAGAAGUGGUGCAGACGGAACUAAGGGCUCCGCAGGACACGCACCGAGUGGAGGUAGCGAGUCCCCUCCGGCUCCAUCCCAGCCGGCGUCAAAUACACCUGGCGACCGUUCUGCGUCCAACGAGCCCUCUGACACAUCUGAAGAGGAUCCUGACUCCGCCGUAACCCUUGGGAGUGGUGGAGGUGGAGGCCCAAACACAGUUGUUGGUACUCAAUUGGCUGUUGGUGGGGACCUUGCCAGCGACCAUCAAACACCAGAAGACGGAGACACCGACCCCGAUGUGUCUCACGCAGCAUCGGAGGACGGUGAAGACACCCACAGCCCUCCCACAUCACCUCCAGACAAAAAGACCGAAGAACCCAAAGUAACAAAAGAAGGAGAAGAGGGAACAAAAAAUACAAGAGAAGAGGCACCAGCGGUAUUGACGACGAAAGAAGAAUCGGAAGGAAAUCCAGAAGCAGAACCAGGGAAUGAACAGCGCAGCUCCGCGAAUGGCGUGUCAGAGCAGCAGCCAGAAGCAGCACAACAAGGCGAAACUGAAGAUGGUAAUACGACGGAAAAAACACCAACACCAGCAACAGUCGCCGCCGCUCAAGCAGGUGCCACGAGGACGCCUGACGAGAGUGACGGCAGCACCGCGGCCUCCCACACCACCUCCCCUCUUUUUCUUUUUCUUCUUGCGUGUGCGGCUGCUGCUGCGGUGGUGGCCGCGUGA